AUGUCCAUCAAAACAGUUGCCGUCGUUGGUGCAUCCGGCCUCGUUGGUCUGCGAGUCGUCAAAGCCCUCCUGGAAAAGAAAUUUGAAGUAACAGCCAUCUCCCGCGAAGCUUCCACCGCAACAUUCCCAUCUGGCGUCGCCGUCCGCAAGGCAGACCUGUCGUCUGUUGAGUCCCUCACGGCCGCCUUCGCCGGUCAGGAUGCCGUCAUCUCUGCCAUCUCCACUGUCGCUGUCAUCGUCCCCGGUUCACAAGACCCGCUCAUCGAUGCGGCGAUCGCUGCUGGCGUGAAGCGCUUCAUCCCGUCCGAGUAUGGCCUCAACACACGCACCUUGGAGGGUGAGAUUCUUGGCGACUGGCUCAAGUCCAAGACGGCCGCUGUCGACUACUUGAUCAAGAAGGCCGAGGCUAACCCAAGCUUCACCUGGACUGGUAUUGGUACAAGUCUUUUCUUCGAUUGGAGCAUCACCCGAGGAAUCUACGGUAUUUCACUCGAGAACAAGAGCAUCACAAUCUUCGACUCCGGAAACCAGAAGGUCUCGACGACAUCGCUUGCUUUCCUCGCUGAGGGCAUUGUCGCGGUGCUGCAACACCCCGCCGAAACCGCCAAUAAGUACAUUAACAUUGUCGAAUUCGAAGUCACACAGAACCAGCUCCACAAGCUGUUUGAAGAGGAGACGGGGUCAAAGUUCACAGUCGAGCAUAAGACUGCCGAUGAGGCAGAGAAGGAGGGUAAGGAGAAGCUCAAGGCUGGGGGACGUUUCCCCUUUGAAGAGUUUUUGCAAAAGUACUGGUUUGGCGACGUACCUGGCCACACUAUCAAAGAGGAAGAUAAGUCAAACAAGAUUCUGGAACUUCCCCAAAGUGACUUGCGGGAGGUUGUCAGAAGAUACAUCAAGGAGCACAGUACAUAG
This is a messenger RNA of Colletotrichum acutatum, 912 nucleotides long. Its product is annotated as isoflavone reductase. The coding region runs from base 1 to 912 and encodes 303 amino acids. The transcript has 3 exons. The record is from RefSeq and is a predicted model, not a curated record. NCBI's taxonomy places the organism in Eukaryota, Fungi, Ascomycota, Sordariomycetes, Glomerellales, Glomerellaceae. Gene Ontology annotation, molecular function: oxidoreductase activity.